AUCUGUCCAAUGACGCUGCUUGUCAGUUCAUAUGACUGAGGAGUAUCCAUAUAGGAGAUAGUUUGUAGAUCAGUGAUUGUGAGCAAAGGCCCAUGCAUACACUUCAUGCGUUUGGACAUGAGCAGUGUUGAACAGUGGUGGUUGAGCAGUUGGGCGGUGCACAGAAAAAAUGACCUCCUUUGAUUUCGGCGAAGGCAUGGGAUAUUUGUGGUUACGUCCAGUGUAGGCAAAGUGUAUAUUUAUUUGCAUAUGCUGUGUUAUUUGUGUAUAGUUAAUCGGUUUCCACAUUUGGGGUAGUAGUAGUAGCUUACAUAAUGGAUCGCGUAAAGAGUUCCAUGCAGCAAGUACCGAACCCAAUUCCUAAAGUGCUCAGUCGUCGGACCGGUGGUGCGAAUAGUUUGGAAGUUGAGAAGGAAAACUUUGAGCGCAGUCAGGCAGUAAGCAUCAACAAGGCCAUCAACACACAAGAGGUCGCCGUCAAAGAGAAACAUGCCAGGACAUGCAUCUUGGGGACCCACCAUGAGAAGGGCGCUCACACCUUCUGGGCUGCCGUCAACCGGCUGCCCCUGUCCAGCAACGCCGUGCUCUGCUGGAAAUUCUGCCACGUCUUCCACAAGCUGCUGAGGGACGGCCACCCCAACGUCAUAAAGGACAGCAUGAGGAACAAGGCGGACCUUACUGACAUGAGCAGAAUGUGGGGGCAUUUGAGUGAAGGUUAUGGAAAGCUGUGCAGCAUCUACCUCAAACUGCUCAUCACCAAAAUGGAGUUCCACAUCAAAAACCCCCGUUUCCCUGGCAACCUUCAGAUGUCAAACAGACAGCUCGACGAGGUGGGAGAAAACGACGUCAACAAUUUUUUCCAGAUGACUGUUGAGAUGUUUGACUAUCUGGAGUGUGAGCUGAACCUCUUCCUGGCAGUCUUCAGCUCACUGGACAUGUCCCGCUCCGUCUCGGUGACUGCGGCAGGUCAGUGUCGACUUGCUCCGUUGAUCCAGGUGAUCCUGGACUCCAGCCACCUCUACGACUACACCGUCAAGCUCCUCUUCAAGCUCCACUCCUGCUUGCCAGCAGAGACACUGCAGGGGCACAGGGACCGCUUCCAGGAGCAGUUUAAGAAGUUGAAGAGUCUGUUUUACCGCUCCAGUAACCUGCAGUACUUUAAGAGACUCAUCCAGAUCCCACAGCUUCCAGAGAAUCCUCCUAACUUCCUGCGGGCAUCGGCCCUGUCAGAGCACAUCAGCCCAGUGGUGGUGAUCCCGGUGGAGUCGUCUUCCCCUGAGAGUGAGCAUGUGGUGGAGACUGAAGACCUGGUGGACAUGGACAUCCCUGCACAGCCGGCUGCAGUGGAGACCAGAUUUGAUGAUCUCUUCGGAGCGGCCACAGACCCCUUUAACUUCAACAGUCAGAACGGCAUGCGUAAAGACGAUAAAGACCGUCUGAUUGAGCAGCUGACAGCAGAGAUCCAGGCCCUGAAGGAGGAGCUGGAGACCUUCAGGCUGGAGAGCGGGCGCCUGUGCCAGGCGCUGCGCGGGCGCGUGAGCGAGCUGGAGGCCGAGCUGGCGGAGCAGAGCCACCUGAAGCAGCAGGCGCUGGGUGAGAGUGAGUUCCUGCGGGCCGAGCUGGACGACCUGCGCCGCGUCAAGGAGGACACAGAGAAGGAGCAGCGCAGCCUGACGGAGAUCGAAAAGAAGGCCCAGGCCAAUGAGCAGCGCUACACCAAGCUGAAGGAGAAGUACACAGAGCUGGUGCAGAGCCACGCUGACCUGCUCAGAAAGAACGCAGAAGUGACCCGUCAGAUGACUGUGGCGCGAGCGGCUCAGGACGAGGUUGACAGCGUGAGGAGGGAAAUGCAAGAGAAGGUGAAGGCUGCCCAAGACGCUUCGGAACAGCAGGAGAAGGCUCAGCUGGAGCAGCUCCAGGCCCUACAGGCAGAGCUGCACUCCAGCAGGACAGAACUGGAGAUCCUCAAGGGGAGCAUGCUCUCCUCCCAGCAGUCGAGUGAAGAGCUCAGCACUCAGCUCUCGGCACUGGAGUCGGAGAAGGCGGAGCUGGUGGAGUCAGUGUCCAAGAAGGAGGCGGAGCUUGCCAGCAUUGGGGAGCAGUUGGAGCGUGUGCAGAACAGCCUGGCCAGCGAGAGGGAGAGCGGGGUCAAGGCUGCUGAGACUCUGCAGAACCAGCUCAAUGAGAAGGAGAGCCGUGAGCAGGCACUGGAGGCCCAGCUGGAGGCGCUGCGCUGGGGAGCCCUGCAGGGGGCGCUAGAGGAGGCCCGCCGGAUCAUCCAGGACUGCCUCAGCACACUGGACGACCCCGCACACAUCAGCUGCACCAGCUCUGCAGACUACCUUCUCUCCAGGUGUCAGGCUGCAGUGGAGUGUGUGGAGCGGUUACAGGCUGCGAGGGACGGUUUCCAGGCCAACAGCACAGGAGUGUCGGAGCUGGUGCAGGCCGUCACCCAGUUUGCCCACCUCGUCGGGGACACCAUCAUCCAGGGCAGUGCCACCUCCCACAUGGUGCCAGUAGACCAAGCAGAUGUGUUGUCCAGCAGUGUGAAGUCGUGCGGCGCGGAGGCACUGGCCUUGCUGACUCAGCUGCAGGACCGUGAGUCUCUGGCCACUGCAGACAGCAGCAAGCUCAAGGAGGUGCUGGAGGGAAUCAAGGCCUCGGCCGAGAAGCUACGACCGCGCGGUCUCGAGCUGCAGCAGGGGGAACUGGGAGAUCUGGUGGAAUCGGAAAUGUCCGCCGCAUCACAAGCCGUAGAGUCAGCUGCAGCCAGGAUAGAGGAAAUGCUUAACAAGUCCCGAGCUGUUGAUACUGGAAUCAAGAUGGAGGUCAAUGAAAGGAUUCUGGCCUCCUGCACAGACCUCAUGGAGGCCAUUAAAGUGCUGGUGCUCUCCUCCAAAGACCUUCAGAGGGACAUCGUGGAUGGCGGCCGGGGAGCGGCGUCCAUGAAGGAGUUCUACGCCAAGAACUCCCGCUGGACCGAGGGCCUGAUCUCUGCUUCCAAGGCAGUGGGCUGGGGGGCCACUGUGCUGGUGGAUGCAGCAGACAUGGUUGUUCAGGGCAAAGGCAAGUUUGAGGAGCUGAUGGUGUGUUCACACGAGAUCGCAGCCAGCACGGCCCAGCUUGUGGCGGCAUCCAAGGUUAAGGCAGACAAGGGCAGUUCUAACCUGGCUCGGCUACAGCAAGCUUCCAGAGGAGUCACCCAAGCCACUGCUGGUGUCGUAGCAUCAACCAAGUCUGGCAAAUCACAGAUUGAAGAGACUGAAACUAUGGACUUCUCCAGUAUGACACUAACACAGAUCAAGAGGCAGGAGAUGGACUCGCAGGUCCUGGUCCUGGAGCUGGAGACACGUCUGCAGAGGGAGAGGGAGAGACUGGGGGAGCUGAGGAAGAAACACUACGAACUGGCCGGAGUAGCCGAGGGCUGGGGAGAGGAGGAGGAGGGUACAGGUUGAACCAUGCCACACAACAGCAGCUAUUUCAAGGCUGGGCCUCUCCGCUCCUCUCCUCUCUUUUCUCUCUCUCUCUCUCUCUCUCUCUCUCCUCUCCUUCUCUUCUUUUCUCAGUCCCUCUCCCCUGCUAUUCACACAAGUAACUCCGAAGUCUUCUCAUGUUUAUUUUCAUUCUGUAAUUGCAAAGCGAAGCCAAAUAAAAGGGUGCUUUUUUUUUUUU
Messenger RNA from Alosa sapidissima (American shad), 3672 nucleotides. RefSeq names its product huntingtin interacting protein 1 (gene hip1). Gene Ontology annotation, molecular function: phosphatidylinositol-3,4-bisphosphate binding; clathrin-cargo adaptor activity; clathrin light chain binding. Gene Ontology annotation, cellular component: presynapse; extrinsic component of postsynaptic membrane; clathrin-coated vesicle. Gene Ontology annotation, biological process: actin filament organization; endocytosis; clathrin coat assembly. The record is from RefSeq and is a predicted model, not a curated record. NCBI's taxonomy places the organism in Eukaryota, Metazoa, Chordata, Actinopteri, Clupeiformes, Clupeidae.